Pecten maximus is the source of this 3099-nucleotide messenger RNA. RefSeq lists its product as uncharacterized. The coding region runs from base 1 to 3099 and encodes 1032 amino acids. Gene Ontology annotation, molecular function: nucleic acid binding. The record is from RefSeq and is a predicted model, not a curated record. Gene Ontology annotation, biological process: DNA integration. The transcript has a single exon. Lineage: Eukaryota; Metazoa; Mollusca; Bivalvia; Pectinida; Pectinidae.
AUGGCUGAUGAUUAUUCAUUAACCCAUAAGCUAAGUGCUAAGGUUAAUUACAAUACUCCAGUUAGUUGUCAGGCUUCCCAUGGUACAGCUAGUUCUAUCAAUAAAUCUACUAAGUCAGGUCAAGUUGACAAGUCUGUAAAUCAGACUAACAAUGUACAUCAAAGUACUGAGUGUCCUGUAAGGGUAAUGACAUGCGCAUAUUGUAAAAAGAAAGGUCAUACAAUGUCUGACUGUUGGUCAUUGAAGAAAAAGGAAGAGAGAAAGGCUAAAGGUGUACAGCCUAACGCGUGUACCGCUGUAAUCCCAAAAAGGAAAACAGCUAAAACCAUGAGCCUGGACAAACACUGUCCUACUAAAUCUAAGUCUGUUAUGGACAAGAUGAAACCCUUUCUAUCUCAGGGAUAUGUUUCCCCUGAAGGUGAAGAUAACAAUAGGAUUCCUAUUACAAUCCUUAGAGACACGGGGUCUUGUCAAUCUCUGUUUUUAGAAAGCGCUUUGCCUGUUUCGGAGAAAACUUAUAUGGGCGCUGACGUACUCGUCCAAGGAGUUGGGUCAGGAUUUAUACCCGCCCCGCUUCACCAGGUUUACCUUGAAUCAGACUUGGUGUCCGGGCUUGUUCAAGUGGGCGUGUUGCCUACUCUUCCAAUGGAAGGAGUAUCAUUACUCCUUGGUAAUGAUUUAGCAGGUGAUAAAGUUAUUGUUAACCCUAUAGUAACUAACCAACCUGAAUGUACAGAAAAUGUAUUCGUCCAACCAACAGGAAUCUGUACUAGGGCAAUGAGUGCUAAAAUGUUAGAAAAUGAAGAUGAAACUUCUGUUGCUGAAUCCAGUCCUACUCAUAGUAAGGAAACAUGUAAUGGUAAAAGUUCCAAACUAGAAGAGCAUGGUAGUUUAAACAAGGACGUGCUUAGUCGGGAGCACCUGAUUUAUGAGCAAAAUAGGGAUCCAGAAUUAUUAUCCCUUAGAGAUAAAUCAUUAUCUGGGGAAGAAAGAGACAAAGUUCCUGUUUGUUAUUUUGAAAAGGAUGGUGUAUUGAUGAGGAAAUGGAGACCUCCAGAUGUAGGUGUGGAGGAUGAGUGGGAGGUGGUGUAUCAGAUUGUGGUACCAAAGGUAUAUAGGGAGCAGGUAAUGUCAAUAGGUCACGACAGCCCUAUGGCUGGGCAUUUGGGUGUCACCAAAACUUAUAAUAGAGUUUUGACCCAUUUUUUCUGGCCUAAGAUGAAAAGUGAUGUAGCUCAGUACUGUAGAUCUUGUCAUAUCUGUCAGGUUGUGGGAAAACCAAACCAAAAGAUACCCUGUGCCCCUCUCCAACCGAUACCAGCCUGCGAUGAACCUUUUUCGCAAGUUAUUAUAGAUUGUGUAGGUCCCCUACCUAAAACUAGUUCAGGAAAUGAAUACCUAUUAACUGUGAUGUGUGCAUCGACAAGGUUCCCAGAAGCCAUUCCUUUAAGGAAUAUAAAGGCUACCACUAUAGUGUCAGCAUUGACAAAAUUCUUUACAUUAGUUGGUUUGCCCAAAUCUAUACAGUCUGAUCAGGGCUCAAAUUUCAUGUCUACUGUUUUUCAGCAGGUGAUGUAUCAGUUAGGUAUCCAACAGUUCAAAUCCAGUGCGUACCACCCAGAGUCCCAAGGGGCACUUGAACGUUUUCACCAAACUCUUAAAAAUAUGAUACGCACCUACUGUUUGGAGUAUGAAAAAGACUGGGACACUGGCAUUCACAUGCUAUUGUUUUCGGCUCGUGAAUCGGUUCAGGAAUCCCUGGGCUAUAGUCCAUUUGAACUUGUAUUUGGUCGUAAAGUCCGUGGACCUCUGAAACUUCUGAAAGAAAAAUGGUUGGAAGAAAGCACUGAUACCAACCUUCUAGAGUAUGUCACCAAUUUUAAACAAAAACUAGUCAGGGCUAGGGAAAUAACUAGUACAAAUUUAAAGGCUAGUCAGAGGAAAAUGAAAACUUGGUAUGACAAAAAUGCUCGGAGUCGAGUAUUUGAACCUGGAGAAAUGGUAUUAGUUCUGUUACCGGUGCCAGGGCACUCCCUACAGGCUCGUUAUCACGGACCUUAUGAAGUAGAAUGUAGAGUAGGAGAGCUGGAUUAUGUUGUUAAAACUCCAGAGCGUAGGAAAACUAAACAGCUAUGUCAUAUCAAUAUGUUAAAGUAUGUUGGUCGAAAUGACCCCAUGAAUACCAAAAGUGUUCCUUGUGCUAUAGUAAACCCAGAAGUAGUGGAGAACAGUAUUGAUGAUCAGGAUAUAGCACCUGAUGAUAGGGAUUGUUCAGUUAGACUUAGGAACUCUGAUGUUCUCUCAAACUUGGAUACAAAGUUAGAACACCUGACAGUUGGUCAGAGAGAACAGAUGAAAGGUUUAAUUAAUGAGAACAUACACCUGUUCCCAGAUGUCCCUAAUAAGACUACAGUAUUGUUUCAUGAUGUUGAUGUAGGGGAGGCAACUCCGAUCAAGCAACAUCCAUAUAGGCUUAACCCAGUUAAGGCUAAGAUAAUGAGUGAUGAAAUUCAGUACAUGUUGGAUAACGAUAUAAUCGAACCUAGCCAAAGUGAAUGGAGUUCUCCGUGUUUGCUAGUUCCUAAACCUGAUAAGUCAUUCCGGUUUUGUACUGACUUUCGUAAAGUUAAUGCGGUUACUAAAACUGACUCUUUUCCUAUGAAGAGGUUGCAAGAUUGUAUUGACAAAGUUGGUAGUGCAAAAUAUGUUACAAAGUUUGACCUUCUUAAAGGCUACUGGCAGGUCCCUUUAACGGAGCGAGCAAAGAAUGUCUCCGCAUUCGUAACUCCGACCGGUCUGUAUCAAUAUAAGGUCAUGCCCUUUGGCAUGAGAAAUGCCCCUGCCACUUUUCAGAGGCUAAUGAACAAGAUGAUAGCUAACCUUGAGGGUACAGAGUGUUAUAUAGAUGAUAUAGUUAUUUAUAGUGACACUUGGGAGCAACAUGUGAAACAAGUGAGUGUGUUCAUGGAAAGAAUGAGUGAGGCAAAUCUGACAAUCAAUUUGGUCAAGAGUGAGCUUUGUUGUGCGACAGUUCAAUAUCUAGGUCAUACUGUAGGUCUACAUCUCAUUUUUAGACAGUAUAUGUUCAAGUUACAGUAA